AGAGGUAUUUAUGUGUCUGGGUUGGCCCUGAGGCGGGGCCGGGUGGGGAAUGCGUUACGGUGACAUAUAGAACGAGGGAGUGCUAGGCACUUCCUUUUCCUGUGGGAGCCGCCGGGUAGAGAGGAGCGUGGCCCUCUCCUUUCUCCGCCAUGGCGUGUGCUCGUCCACUGAUAUCCGUGUACUCUGAAAAGGGGGAAACAUCUGGCAAAAAUGUCACUUUGCCUGCUGUGUUCAAGGCUCCCAUUCGACCAGAUAUUGUGAACUUCGUUCACACCAACUUGCGCAAAAACAAUAGACAACCCUAUGCUGUCAGUGAAUUGGCAGGUCAUCAAACCAGUGCCGAGUCCUGGGGUACUGGCAGAGCUGUGGCUCGAAUUCCCAGAGUCCGAGGUGGUGGAACUCAUCGUUCUGGCCAGGGUGCUUUUGGAAAUAUGUGUCGUGGGGGCCGCAUGUUUGCACCAACCAAAACCUGGCGCCGUUGGCACCGCAGAGUAAACACAACACAAAAACGAUAUGCCAUCUGCUCUGCCCUCGCCGCCUCAGCCUUACCAGCGCUGGUCAUGUCUAAAGGUCACCGUAUUGAGGAAGUUCCUGAACUUCCUUUGGUGGUUGAAGAUAAAGUUGAAGGCUACAAGAAAACCAAGGAGGCUGUUUUGCUUCUUAAGAAACUUAAGGCAUGGAAUGAUAUAAAAAAGGUCUAUGCCUCUCAGCGAAUGAGGGCUGGCAAGGGCAAAAUGAGAAACCGCCGUCGUAUCCAGCGCAGGGGACCUUGUAUCAUCUAUAAUGAGGACAACGGUAUCAUCAAAGCCUUCAGGAACAUCCCUGGAAUUACUCUGCUUAAUGUAAGCAAACUGAACAUUUUGAAACUUGCACCUGGAGGGCAUGUGGGCCGCUUCUGCAUUUGGACUGAAGGUGCUUUCCGCAAGUUAGAUGAGCUGUAUGGCACCUGGCGUAGAUCUGCCUCCCUCAAGAGUAACUACAAUCUUCCCAUGCACAAGAUGCUCAAUACAGACCUGAGCAGAAUCUUGAAAAGCCCAGAGAUCCAAAGAGCCCUGCGUGCACCACGCAAGAAGAUUCACCGCAGAGUCCUGAAGAAGAAUCCACUGAAGAACCUGAGAAUCAUGUUGAAGCUAAACCCAUAUGCAAAGACCAUGCGCCGGAACACCAUUCUUCGUCAGGCCAAGAACCACAAGCUUCGGCUGGAUAAAGCAGCAGCAGCACUGGAAGCCAAGUCAGAUGAGAAGGGGGUUCCAGGCAAGAAGCCUGUGGUGGGGAAGAAAGCAAAGAAGGCCGUGGGCCCUAAGAAGCAGAAGAAGCCUGUGGCGGGGAAAAAGGCUGCAGCUGCCAAGAAACCAGCAGCUGAGAAGAAGCCCGCAGAAAAGAAACCCACCACAGAAGAGAAGAAGCCCGUGGCAUAAACUUAAAUUGUUUAUUCCACAACGGUCAAGUCACUUUACUUCGGACAGCUAAUUUUGAAUAAAAAUAUGAUCAAAGGCAAUGAGAAACAUAACUUUUUGCAUUUGUUUUGUGAA
This is a messenger RNA of Pipistrellus kuhlii (Kuhl's pipistrelle), 1532 nucleotides long. RefSeq names its product ribosomal protein L4 (gene RPL4). Gene Ontology annotation, molecular function: structural constituent of ribosome; RNA binding. Lineage: Eukaryota; Metazoa; Chordata; Mammalia; Chiroptera; Vespertilionidae. The record is from RefSeq and is a predicted model, not a curated record. Gene Ontology annotation, cellular component: ribosome; cytosolic large ribosomal subunit. The transcript is spliced from 10 exons. Gene Ontology annotation, biological process: translation. Bases 150 to 1418 code for a protein of 422 amino acids.